GAGAACUUCUGCAUUCUGGAUGAGCAGAGAUUUGCUAAGGAGCUACUCCCCAAGUACUUCAAACACAACAAUAUCUCCAGCUUCAUACGACAGCUUAACAUGUAUGGUUUCAGGAAGGUGAUUGCUCUGGAGAAUGGUAUGAUUACAGCAGAGAAAAGCUCAGUCAUUGAGUUCCAGCACCCUUUCUUCAAGCAAGGGAAUGCACAUUUACUGGAAAACAUCAAGCGCAAGGUAUCAGCAGUAAGAACUGAGGAUCUCAAGGUCUGCACAGAGGAUUUGCACAAAGUACUCUCUGAAGUCCAAGAAAUGAGGGAGCAGCAGAACAACAUGGAUGUCAGACUGGCUAACAUGAAGAGAGAAAAUAAGGCCCUGUGGAAAGAAGUGGCAGUUCUAAGGCAGAAGCACAGUCAACAACAGAAGCUGCUGUCUAAGAUUCUUCAGUUUAUACUGAGUUUGAUGCGAGGAAAUUAUAUUGUUGGGGUCAAAAGAAAAAGGUCUCUAACAGAUGCUGCUGGGGCUUCACCUUCCAAAUACAGUCGUCAAUAUGUUCGCAUACCUGUGGAGAGUGGCCAAGCGGUGGCCUUUUCCGAACAUAAUGCAGAUGAUGAGGAGAGAAACGGCAGAGGUCUCAUCAUUCGAGAUAUUACUGAUACCCUGGAAAAUGCCACCACCGAUGGUCUCCUUGCUGUGGCACACACAAGUGGCAGAGCUGGAGAGACACAGGCAGCUCUGGAUCCUGACUUACCUAUUUGUCAAGUAUCGCAGGCAAAUGAGUUAAAUUGUGCAGAACCUAUCCCACCAGUUCAUCUAAAUGACGUAAACAAAUCCAGUGAAAUAGGAAAUGUUGCUGUGGAACGCCACACUGCACAACCUAACGCUCCGGAAGACCCCGUGUCAAUGAUUGACUCCAUCUUGAAUGAGAACAACUCUGGAAACCAAAAUGAUCCUUUACUGGACAGAGAAGAAAUUCAGGAUUUUCUGAAUUGCAUUGAUGCCAGCCUUGAAGAGCUUCAAGCAAUGUUAUCUGGGAAGCAGUAUAACUUCGGUUCUGAAGCUUUCAGCGAUACAUUUAAUCCUGAGCUGCCAGCCCUGGAUAUGAGCUUGAUGGAAACUUCCCCUGAUAUGGAGAAUAUUGAAAACUUGGCAGAGAGCACUGAAGAUCUGGGAGUGAGUGAGAGAGAAACAGCAGGAAGCAAAGAUAUGCAGCUGAUACAGUACAGGGCAAAUCCUCUGCUUUCGUUGUUUGAAGAACUACCUUCAAGUGAGGCCGCAGGGAAGACGGAGGAUCCGAAAGACCUGCUGCUGCCCACCCUGGAGGAGAAACCUGCGCUUCAUCCUCCCUCAGGCAGUGAAACUGUCGUGCCGCUAGCAGCUCCAGCAAGCCAGGCUGAGCCUCUGGAUGCUCUGGGAAUGGGUGAUCCACCUCUCCUCUCGGAAGAUGGCAAUGGAGAGUAUAAACUGUUUCCGCUUUUGCUCCUCAGUCCUGUUGCUAACUUCAUAGAAGAGGCCUCUGAGAUAGAAACUUCUUGA
Eurypyga helias (sunbittern) is the source of this 1530-nucleotide messenger RNA. Its product is annotated as heat shock factor protein 3-like. Gene Ontology annotation, molecular function: sequence-specific DNA binding; DNA-binding transcription factor activity. The record is from RefSeq and is a predicted model, not a curated record. The coding region runs from base 100 to 1530 and encodes 476 amino acids. The transcript is spliced from 12 exons. Gene Ontology annotation, biological process: regulation of DNA-templated transcription. NCBI's taxonomy places the organism in Eukaryota, Metazoa, Chordata, Aves, Eurypygiformes, Eurypygidae.